Messenger RNA from Musca vetustissima, 1176 nucleotides. RefSeq names its product zinc finger protein 664-like. The coding region runs from base 1 to 1176 and encodes 391 amino acids. Gene Ontology annotation, molecular function: DNA-binding transcription factor activity, RNA polymerase II-specific; RNA polymerase II cis-regulatory region sequence-specific DNA binding. Gene Ontology annotation, biological process: regulation of transcription by RNA polymerase II. The transcript has 4 exons. NCBI's taxonomy places the organism in Eukaryota, Metazoa, Arthropoda, Insecta, Diptera, Muscidae. The record is from RefSeq and is a predicted model, not a curated record.
AUGGAAAAGAAACAAGAAAGUGGAAAUACCUCAAAUUGCUCUGACUCUGACGAUGAUUCUGAUAAAAGGGGAGGCCUUAUUGAACCAGAUAGUAUUACAUCAAGUGACGAUGAUGAAGUGUUCAUAAAAGACAUGAUAAAUAUUGAUCGAAAGAUCUCCCGAUCCAAUUACAUAGAUGGCGAACCAAUUAAUUCCUUGGCAAGAAAAUGCCAUGAAUGCGAUAAAGUUUUUAAAAAUUUGUCCUCAUUAUAUGCUCACAAACGUUUUGUCCAUAUCAGUGAAGAUAUGUACAGCGUCUGUGUCCAUUGUGGCAAACGUUACAAACGUAGCAAAGAUUUACGAAAUCAUAUGACACAAAUACAUCGAGAGGAAAUGCAUAAGAAUUGUGGUGAUGCCGUUCAGGAUGAUCAUAUAAGGACGACUGAUGUUUCCAGUAAACGAUUUAUGUGUCCGCAAUGUGAUUAUGCAACAACAACUUCAACACAUUUAAAAUUACACAUAAGACGACAUCAUACCGGUGAAAAGCCCUAUGUUUGUGAAAUAUGUGGUAAUUCAUUCAUCACCUCAUAUGAUUUGAAAAAGCAUCGUUAUUUACACACGGGAGAAAAACCCUACAAAUGUACAGUGUGUCCGAAAACGUUUCGUGUCAGUUCCAAGUUAAAGAAACAUCAACGUGUACAUACCGGUGAAAGACCCUUUAAAUGUACGGAAUGUGGAAAAGGUUUUACACAGGAAUAUAAUUUGUCGGUACAUAAGCGCACCCAUACGGGAGAAAAACCAUACAAAUGUCCAUUGUGUCCGAAGGCGUUUCGUGUCAGCGCAAAGUUGAGGAAACAUAAACUUGUCCAUACAGGAGAAAGACCCUAUAAGUGCACAGAAUGUGGAAAAGGAUUUACACAGGCAUAUAAUUUAACGGUGCAUAAACGUACCCAUUUAAAAGAACAAACAAGUUACCCAGAUAGUGUGUUAAAUGAAAAACUACAUUCCGACGACGAUGGAUCUUUGAAUGAUAGUAAGUCAAUGAAGACCGAAGAUGAUCCAACACAUAAUCCUUUAGAGUGUGGGACAAGAAAAGCUUCAACAAAAGAAAUAUCGCUCAACAAUAGUAAUAAAUAUACACUUAUGGAUCAUGUCAAACGUAAACAUGAACCGGAUGCCAAUAAUCCACCGAAAUAG